Suncus etruscus (white-toothed pygmy shrew) is the source of this 2101-nucleotide messenger RNA. RefSeq names its product autophagy related 16 like 2 (gene ATG16L2). Gene Ontology annotation, cellular component: autophagosome membrane. The record is from RefSeq and is a predicted model, not a curated record. Gene Ontology annotation, biological process: negative stranded viral RNA replication; autophagosome assembly. NCBI's taxonomy places the organism in Eukaryota, Metazoa, Chordata, Mammalia, Eulipotyphla, Soricidae. The coding region runs from base 3 to 1874 and encodes 623 amino acids. Gene Ontology annotation, molecular function: protein binding. The transcript is spliced from 18 exons.
UCAUGGCGGGGCCCCACGCCCCUGGCACCCCGGCAGCUCGCUGGAAACGCCACAUCGUGCGGCAGCUGCAGCAGCGGGACCGCGCGCAAAAGGCCCUUUUCCUGGAGUUGGUGCCGGCCUAUAACCGGCUCCUAGAGAAGGCUGCGCUGCUGGCCCGUUUCUCUGAGAAGUUGCAGCCAGAACCCAACAGCGUGGUUCCUGUUUCAUGCCAGGGCCCUUGGGAGGAGGAGCUGGGCACUGAUUCAGAUGAGCUUCCAUCACCAGCCACUCUGAGGAUGAAGUGGCAAGAAGAGGAGAAGGGUCUUCAGUUGGUGUGUGGAGAGAUGGCCUUCCAGGCGGUGGAGAAGAGCGCCGCACUGGGCACGCUGGAGCUGGAGCUGGAAGUGCGGAGAGACAGGCUGGCGGCCCUGGAGGCGCAGGUGGCGCAGCUGCGGGCGACGCGCGAGCAGCAGCUGCGGCAGGUGGAGGCGCGGCGCGCGCACAACGAGCAGCUGCGCGCGGCCUACGACGAGCUGCGCGCGCACGCCGGGCUCCGGGAGGCCGCACUGCGCAGGCGCGAGGAGGAGGCGCGCGAGCUGCUGGAGCGGCUGGUGCAGAGCAAAGCGCGCGCCGCCGCCGAGCGCAACCUGCGCAACGAGCGGCGCGAGAGGGCUAAGCAGUCGCGGGUGUCCCAGGAGCUGAGGAAGGCGGCCAAGCGGACAGUGAGCAUCAGCGAGAAUCCCAGCCCCAACGAUCCUUCAGAGGAUGGGGUCAGGGAGGCAGCCAAGAGUGUGGUCCCGGCUUCUCAGGCCCAGGCCCUGGAGAAAGAGGCUGUGGAGACCAGGAGGAGAUCCUUCAGGUCAGCCUCAGCCACGUCCCUGACGCUGUCCCGAUGUGUGGCUGUGGUGAAGGGCCUUCUGGAUUUUAAGAAGAGGAGAGGCCACUCCAUUGGGGGGACUCCUGAACAGCGCUAUCAGAGCCUCCCUGUGUGUAUGAUUGCUCGGCUCCCUACCUGGGCCCAGGAUGUGCGGGACGCUCACCUGUCGGAGGUGAAUGCUGUCCGCUUCGGCCCCCACAGCAGCCUCCUGGCCACCGGCGGUGCCGACUGCCUCAUUCACCUCUGGAACGUGGUUGGUGGUCGCCUGAAGGCCAACCAAACUCUGGAAGGUGCUGGAGGCAGCAUCACCAGUGUGGACUUUGACCCGUCGGGUACCCAGGUACUGGCAGCUACAUACAGCCAGGCUGCUCAACUCUGGAAGGUCGGGGAAUCACAGUCCAAGGAGACACUGUCUGGACACACAGACAAGGUGACGGCUGCCAAGUUCAAGCUCACGAGGCACCAGGCAGUGACAGGGAGCCGUGACCGGACAGUCAAAGAGUGGGACCUCUACCGUGCCUGCUGCUCCAGGACUAUCCAUGUCCUUUCUUACUGCAAUGACGUGGUGUGCGGGGACCAUGUCAUCAUCAGCGGCCACAAUGACCAGAAAAUACGCUUCUGGGAUAGCAGGGGUCCCCGCUGUACCCAGAUCAUCCCCAUGCAGGGCCGUGUUACCUCCCUGAGUCUCAGCCAGGACCAGCUACAUCUGCUCAGCUGCUCCCGUGACGACACACUCAAGGUCAUUGACCUUCGCGCCAGCAACAUUCGCCAGGUGUUCAGGGCUGAUGGCUUCAAGUGUGCGUCUGACUGGACGAAAGCUGUGUUCAGCCCUGACAAACACUAUGUUCUGGCUGGCUCUGGGGAUGGAGUUCUCUACAUCUGGGACGUGGAUACAGGGAAGCUGGAGAGUACCCUGCGGGGACCUCAUUGCUCUGCCAUCAACGCUGUGGCCUGGUGCUACUCAGGUGGCCAUGUGGUGAGUGUGGACCAGGCCAGGAAGGUGGUGCUCUGGAGCUAGGACAACAACCUGCCUUGCCCAUAGCCCAGGCUGGAGGGCAGGCCGCUGCUCUGUGGUGCUCAGCUGGAGAGAGCCGGACCUUGCUCUGUGGGAACCUCCAAAUGGUCAGGGAUUGAAGGCCUGGCAGGACCUGGGCUUUUUGUUGGAAGACUCAGUUGGGGUUGGGAGUGAUCAGUUUUUAAAAAGUGCCUCUUCAUAUUCUCUCCCUAAAAGUAAACAAGAAAUUG